AUGAGCCUGGCCUUCCUCGCCCCGGCAGCGUCCACGCCACUGGCCCGAGCUCCGCAGGGAGUUGCCCCCGCGUCCGGAGCCGCGCCGCGCGGAUCGGCCGCGGCCGGUGCCGGGGCCGCGGCCUUUGGCGCGGCCUUUGCUGCCGCGUGCCGCGGAGAGCGCAAGGUCAGGGCCUUCCGUGUCCUCCGCUUGGCCGCAGACCAAGUACCGCCAGCCCCUGCAAGCAGCGUCAUCAUCAAGCGGGAUGCCGACGCAGUGGCGUCGGCAGUUUGCGCUGAGGUGGUCAAGGCUGCCAAAGAAGCAGUGGCCGCACGCGGCGCCUUUGCGCUGGCGAUCCCGGGGGGCUCGAUUUUGAAGAUGCUCGCCUCGGGCAGCUCCGAGCUGCAAGAUGUGGAGUGGAGCAAGGGAGUCUUGGCCUACGUGAACCACAAGUGCGUGGCGAACGACGACCCCGCAGCCACGCACCAAAAGGCCAACGAGCUGUUUCUCUCAGGUUGGUCCGGCCUGAAAGUCAUCACCAUGGGCGGCUCCGCCGACGGCGAAGCUGAAGCCCAGCGCUACGAGGCAGAGCUCCGGGCCCUGCCGGAGACCACGCUGCCGCGCUCCCAAGACGGCAUGCCCAUCUUCGACUUAUGUCUGAUUGGCGUCGGGGACGAUGGCCACUUCGGGUCCUUAUACCCUGGCCGCAAGGCGCGACACGAGAGGCCGAGAGAUGAGGUUGGAUUCGCCGCCUGGGGUCCAGUGAAUGGGGUUGGAUUCGCCGCUUCGGGUCUCCUUGCCUGA
Molecule: messenger RNA, 783 nt
Organism: Effrenium voratum
Lineage: Eukaryota; Dinophyceae; Suessiales; Symbiodiniaceae
Source: the annotation of a GenBank genome assembly